GACAGAGGAGGAGGAUGAAAUCGCAGUGGGGAUGGAUAAAGGCUUCAUGGACGAAUUCUUCGAACAGGUAGAAGAGAUCCGAGGUUUUAUCGAGUCUCUGGCAGAGAAAGUUGAAGAGGUGAAGAGGAAGCACAGCGCCAUCCUCGCCUCGCCGAACCCAGAUGAGAAGACUAAAGCUGAGCUUGAGGAUCUAAUGGCAGACAUCAAGAAACUGGCCAACAAAAUACGGUCUAAAUUAAAGAGUGUCCAGCAAACCAUUGAGCAGGAAGAGAGUCAGAACCGGUCCUCAGCUGACCUGAGGAUACGUAAAACACAGCACUCCACACUGUCUCGCAAGUUUGUGGAGGUGAUGUCAGAAUACAACGCCACCCAGUCGGACUACAGAGAGCGCUGCAAAGGACGCAUUCAGAGGCAGCUGGAGAUCACCGGCAGAAAUACAACAAACGAGGAGUUGGAGAGCAUGUUGGAGAGCGACAACCCAGCUAUCUUUACCUCGGGGAUAAUAAUGGACAACAUCACCCAGCAGGCCAUGAAUGAGAUUGAGACGCGGCACAAUGAGAUCAUCAAGCUGGAGAACAGCAUCAGAGAACUUCACGGCAUGUUCAUGGACAUGGCCAUGCUGGUGGAGAGCCAGGGGGAGAUGAUAGACCGCAUAGAGUACAACGUGGAGCACUCGGUAGACUAUGUGGAGAGGGCGGUUUCAGACACUAAGAAGGCGGUUAAAUACCAGAAUAAAGCUCAGAGGAAGUUGCUCCUGGUAGGAGGUUGUGUCUCAGUCCUUCUGACCGUCCUGAUAAUUUCCCUCGCAGUGGGACUCAGUUAG
Nematolebias whitei (Rio pearlfish) is the source of this 823-nucleotide messenger RNA. RefSeq names its product syntaxin 1A (brain) (gene stx1a). The record is from RefSeq and is a predicted model, not a curated record. Gene Ontology annotation, molecular function: SNARE binding; SNAP receptor activity. Gene Ontology annotation, biological process: synaptic vesicle fusion to presynaptic active zone membrane; intracellular protein transport; exocytosis. Gene Ontology annotation, cellular component: endomembrane system; SNARE complex; plasma membrane. The transcript has 9 exons. Bases 32 to 823 code for a protein of 263 amino acids. NCBI's taxonomy places the organism in Eukaryota, Metazoa, Chordata, Actinopteri, Cyprinodontiformes, Rivulidae.